GUGGUAUUCAGUAAUAAUACGCACCGGGACGAAAUAGGGCGAAGGAUACGAUAAAAGUGAAAAUGGGGAGAAAAGUAACAAUAGCGACAUGUACACUCAAUCAGUGGUCAAUGGACUUCGAGGGAAAUUUAUCAAGAAUAUUACAAAGUGUUCAAGAAGCUAAAAGUAAAGGUGCUACCUACAGGCUUGGACCAGAACUGGAGAUCUGUGGGUAUGGUUGUGCUGACCAUUUCCAUGAAAGUGACACAUUCUUACAUUCCUGGCAGGUUCUUGCAGAGCUUUUGGUUGCCCCAGAAUGCCAGAAUAUCAUCUGUGAUGUAGGCAUGCCAGUGAUGCAUAAGAAUGUAGCGUACAACUGCAGAAUAAUGUUCCUCAACAAGAAGAUUUUGUUAAUACGUCCAAAGAUGAUGUUGUGUAAUGAUUACAACUAUCGUGAAACCCGCUGGUUCACAGCUUGGCGUAAAGAACGAGAGACGGAAGAGUUCUAUCUUCCUAGAAUGAUACAAGACAUCACAGACCAGAUUAAGGUUCCUAUCGGAGACGCUGUGAUAUCUACCUUGGAUACAUGUAUUGGUAGUGAGAUAUGUGAAGAACUAUGGAACUGUGAAAGUCGUCAUGUAAACAUGGCUCUAGAUGGUGUAGAAAUUAUCACUAACAGCAGCGGAAGCCACCAUGAACUGAGGAAGGCAUAUGUCAGAGUGGAUCUCAUUAAGUCAGCAACUAUGAAGUGUGGCGGGGUAUAUGUGUUUGCCAACCUGAUGGGAUGUGAUGGUGAGAGGGUGUUCUAUGACGGAUGUUCCAUGAUUUCUGUCAAUGGUGAGAUAGUCUGUCAAGGACCUCAGUUCACUCUUAAAGAUGUUACAGUGAAUGUAGCCACUGUUGAUUUAGAAGAUGCUAGAGCAUACAGGAAUUCCAUGAGAAGCUUCUGUGAAAGGAAUGCAGUAGCUCCUUCGUUUCCUCGGGUACACGUAGACUUCUGUUUGUCCAGUGAUGAUUACUUCCUGCCCACUACCCAGCCAUUGGACUGGCAGUAUCAUUCUGCAGAGGAGGAAAUUAGCCUUGGUCCAGCUAUAUGGCUAUGGGACUAUAUACGCCGUAGUGGACAAGGCGGAUUCUUCCUCCCUCUCAGUGGAGGGAUAGACAGUUCUAGUACAGCAUGUAUUGUAGCUUCCAUGUGUCGACUGGUCUGUGCAGAGGUUCAGAAAGGAGAUGCACAUGUGCUAUCAGAUGUUAGACGGGUAGUGUCUGACCAGAACUAUUUCCCGACAGACCCCCAGGAGUUAGCAGGCAGGGUAUUUACCACGUGUUAUAUGGGUACUGAGAACUCGUCUGAGGAUACCAAGUCUAGGGCAGCUGAACUAGCUAAACAAAUUGGCAGCUUCCACCUGUCAGUGACAAUAGACGUGGCAGUAGCAGCUGUUAUCGGUGUAUUCACAGCUGCACUCAAACUUGUACCUAAGUUCAAAGCCCACGGUGGAGGAUUGAGGGAGAAUCUGGCUCUACAGAAUGUACAGGCUCGUGUUAGAAUGGUUCUUGCGUACUUGUUUGCCCAACUUAGCCUUUGGGCCCGGGGUCGACCAGGGGGGCUGCUGGUGCUGGGGUCAGCUAAUGUUGAUGAAGGGUUACGUGGAUACAUGACAAAGUAUGACUGUUCUAGUGCAGACAUUAACCCUAUUGGUGGUAUCAGUAAAACAGAUCUACGCAGGUUCAUAAAGUACUGUAACAGUAAAUUCAACUUCUCUGCUUUAGAAGGAAUAUAUAAUGCUCCACCAACAGCUGAGCUUGAACCAUUGGCAGAUGGAAAAUUAGCACAAACUGAUGAGGAAGAUAUGGGAAUGACCUAUGAGGAAUUAUCUAUCUAUGGUAGACUGAGGAAGCAGCAGGGAUGUGGACCAUACAGUAUGUUCGGUAAACUGGUCCAUAUGUGGAACUGGCUAACACCUGAACAGGUUGCAGACAAAGUAAAGCACUUCUUUAGAAGUUAUUCUAUAAAUAGACACAAGAUGACAACCUUGACCCCAAGUUACCAUGCAGAGACUUACAGCCCUGAUGACAAUCGUUACGAUCACAGGCAGUUUCUGUAUAAUGUAUCAUGGCCGUGGCAGUUUACUUGUAUAGAUACACAGGUAAAAAGAUUGAAGAAUUACGUACCAAGCAGCCAAGGGCAAGCCAGCAACCAGUCAGGUAAAUUCCAGAAAGGAACCAGUCAAAACAAUAUGGCAGCAGGAAAUGGAAAUGUAAAUAGUAACCAGUCCAGCUUCGCAUCAGGCAUUGUAGUGUCCUUGUCCAGUAGUCAAGGUCAGGGUCGUUUGAAUAACCAAUAUGAGAACCAGUCCAGUCAAAAUGCUGAGUGCAGUGAAGAUAUAACAUGCAAACAUGUUAAUCAGAAACAAAAUGAGGUUUUGCUAACAGCUAAUCCUCUUACAGAAAUGCCUGUUGGAUGUAAAAAGUCCUUUUCAGAGAUGUACCGUCAAGUUGUAAAUGAUGGCCAGAUAACUUGUUAUAAGAGACCAAGACUACAUCUUAUUGAAGUGUAACAGGAUUUUAUAAAAAAUUUAAUAUGGAUAUGAAAGCCAACUGUUUUUAAACUAUUUUUUUUUUAUUUUUAACCAGAGUAAUCAAAAUUCAUUAAGAUUUUUCUAACUUUUAAAUUAAAUUUUAUAAGAUGAUAGAUUUGUUACAUUUUAAUAUUGAUGGUUUGUUGUUACAUUGGAAUAUAGGUGGCUUGAUAAUUGUUAUUUAUUUUAUUGAUCAAAAAUGUACUUCAUAAAAAAAUUCUGUUACUGUUCAUAUAGAUAUGCAAUAAGACUUCAGUGAAUAGCUAUCCAGAUUUUGUUUCACAAAUUAUCAUGAAUGUAUGAAAUUGAAAUGAAUGAAAUUGAGGAAUCAUAGCACUUGUUUGAACAUAGAUUAUAAAAUUGCUAAAGUGAAAUGAAGCAUGUUUCAUUCAUUAACAUUUUUAAUGAAUAAUUUUAUAAUUUUGAAGUAUUUGAAUAGUUUAUGUACUUCACCAGACCAGGGCAGUGUGUUUACAGAAAUGUAAUAUUUUCUGUGUUUUAGACUGUUUUUAAAGGUUUUCUGUUAACAGAUUUUGAAUUUUGACAUAGCCAUUUAGAUUUUAUCAGAUGUCUAGCAAUCUCAUCAGAGUCUGUAGAAUUAAAGUAGCAUUAGUUCUGAAAAGUUUAAGUGUGAUUGGUGUUCUACUCAGAAAUCAUUAAUUUUCGCCUUGGAAUACUUUUCAUGAUUAAUUCAAUUCAGGAAAUUUAAUCCCAACUAACAGUAAAUUUGCAUUCAUUUAAUGCUUAAAGGUCAAACUUUGUAUCCCCACUAAGUAGCCAUUUUGGCCAAAACUGCAAAGUUUCAUGUGCAAAAUAUUUACUGAUUUGACAGUAUGUAGAAACUAGUAGUAGACUGUCAAGUACAGGUGUUAGGGAAUCUAUAUGUCAAGUUUCAAACAUUAUAAAGAACAUUGUAAAUUAUGUCAUUCUUGAUGUAUUUGUACAACAUGUAUAAUAUACAGAUUUCUUUGCAUUUGUUAUUAAGUUUGCUAUUCUUUUGAGUUUUGCUCAUACAUUUAUGUAUUGACAUUUUUGACUAAUUUAUUUACGAUAAGAAUGUUUUUGAAUUAUUUAUUACAAUAUUUACAAGAAUGAGUGUAGAGUUUAGAAAAUACAGGGUUAUGAUAGGAUUCAGGGCUGGGAAUUUCAGGGCUGGGAUGAAUUUACCUCGAAAUAAUUCUGGAAAUAUGUUGUAUUUGAAACUUCAUGGGCAGACUGUGUAAUUUAACUUUAAGUGGGUCAGGGUAGAAAGGCUUGCUGUGUUCAAAUCAUAGCAGAAUCUUGCAAGUAUUUAUGAUUAACCUUUAAGAAAAGUAAGUAAGGAGUUUUUUAACCUUUAGCCUGCUGGCGGCAAGUAAUUUUGCCUGUGCGACCAGUGCAGACCAAGAUCAGCCUGCACGUCUGUGAAGGCUAAUCAUGGUCUGCACUGUUCACUUUUCAGUCUGUAAAUUUUCAUUGAACACCCCUUUGAAUAAUAAGUUGUACUGCCCAAAUUGAAUAAUGUACAAGUCCAUAUUAAAAAUUUAGCAGGGUAAAGGUUAAAAUAGGCAUCAAAUUGACUUGUAACAGUGGGUAUUCUUUUGAUAUUUGUACAUCCAGUAUCUGUUUGUUUUUUUGUUUUUUUUUUUGUUUUUUUUUGCUUUGUUUUGAUUGAUUUUAAAGCUACUUACUUAAAGUUGAGGUGAAAUCUUUCAAUCUGUUCAUUUAGUUUUACAAAUUCUGUUAAAGAUGUUUAGUUUGUCUUUACCUGGUUAAAUGAGGAUGAUUGAUUAAAGAUUAUAUGUGAGAUUUUGAAUAAUGUGUACAGGUUUACAUGAUGUAAGUAUGUAUUGUGAUUAUAUUGUUAUGAUGUAGUAUUAUUUAGAUUAUCAGGGGUGAAAAUGAGCUUUCUUGAGGAAAAAAAAAAGAAAAAAGAGGAAAACUUUCCCCCUGUGGGUCAUGGACGGCAUUCUUGUGAGUGGUCCAAGGGGGCAAAGCCCCUCAAAGUCAAAUGAACUGCAGGAUUUAAUUCCCCUUAGGAAGCCAUUUUGUGCAUGCUAAGUAUCUCAUUAAUUUCCGACUGCUUUAUAGAAUAAGAUAAAAUCUGAAUCAACCCAUUUUAUUUUCAGCUUUCUAGCAAAAAUGUGGCAUAUGAUCAUUUUAAACAGUGAUGAAAAGCUUUAUUCAAAUAAAUGUGUUGCCUUGCUUUAAAACAACUGCAAAGAAGAUUUAUCAACUUGUACAAAAAAGAAAAUCAACAUGAUAGUAUAGACAUAAUGAACAGAGAACUUACAAUGUUAAGGACAAGCAAUAGUUAACAGUGUUAAUUGUUACCUAUGUAAGUGUCUAAUUACAAAUUUUUAUGGUGAUCACUUUUUGUUACCGAUUAUUUAGAACAAGUAUUUCCUGAACAAUGCUGUACACUGUUUAACUCUUCAAGAACUACAAAUACAAUGUCUUUUAGCAAAAACUUCAAAAACCUCUCGCUUGUAAAACAAAAAAGAAAAGCAACAUGAUUGCUAAAUAUUUAGAUUAAAUACACUAUUACGCUUUCUUAAGACGGGGGCUCAAACGAACCAAAUUUUGACAGUUCCCGACAGCUUGUGAUCCAAAAAUGGCUUUCAACGGAAUACAUUGCCAGCCAGAAAUGGACUAAGGACAUUCACCUUUCUGACUACUAAAGGUUGCAAGGACAGUCAGACUGAACUCACACCAACUAUGAACAUCUUGGUAAUCAGGCUUAUUUCAUAGCUUGAAUUACUUCAAACAAACAACAAGAAAGUACUUUGUUGACAAAUUCUAAUUUUCAUUUUAACAAACACAACUUUUACAAAUAUAUGGCAGCAGAGACAAUCCAAAAUUUUUUUGUUGACCAUGAGUGGAUAAACUGACUGCCACCAUAUUGGAACAGCUGACAAGUUUCGUACACCAGAUACAAAUUGACCUUGACUUAUGGGCUGAGGCACCCAUCAGUCAGGAGAGAUGGUCCAUCAUUCAGUUUGGGCAGUACCACUUAUUACUGAAAUGGGUGUUCACUGAAAAUAUUCUGAUUCAAUAGCAAACAGUGCAGACCAUGAACAUGCACAUCCGUGCAGGCAGAUCUUGAUCUGCACAGGUGGCAAAAGCAAAAUCACAUGCCGCCAGCAGGCUAAAGAUUAAUUCCCUUUGAUAACCCAGUGUGAUUGUAUAUUGCCAUGAAAUAAUCAUUUCAUAUUUACACUGCUGAAUUGUUGCAAUUUUAUUAAGAUGUUGAAGACUUACUUUUAUAUAAGGCAUACCUGUGAUAACAUUACAUUCCAUUAUUAAUGGUAUAUUAACUCUGACCUGCUCUAUCUGUUUAUACAUCUUACUUUAUAGAUUACUUUUGACAGUAAUUGUUAAGUCUGAAUUUUCUGUUGAACAUCCAGUAGACUUGAUAAUGUCCCAUACAAUUUGAGGUGUCACUGUUACAUUUAUUGCAAAAAUUAAAAUUUUGUUGUUUUCUAAACUAUUGAACUUUUGAAAUUGUAAGUAGUUUCCUGUAGCUAAAAAAAUUAUUUUCAGUGUUUUCUUAGUAUUAUUGUUACUUGCCCUGCGAACAAUGAAAUUGGUUUAUAUAAUCGAAUUUUCAGUUAUUAAUAUGUUUAGAUUAAUUUAGAGAUUUGUCAUUUAUUAUGCCCCCCCCCCCCCUUCGAAGAAGGAGGGGUAUAUUGUUUUGCAGAUGUCGGUCAGUAGGUUGGUUGGUCGGAAUGUAGACCAAUCCGUUUCCAGAUGAUAACUCAAGAACGCUUGGGCCUAGGAUCAUGAAAGUUAAUAGGGAGGUUGGUCAUCACCAGCAGAUGACCCCUAUUGAUUUUGAGGUCUGUAUGUCAAAGGUCAAGGUCACAGUGACCCUGAAUAGUAAAACGGUUUCCGGAUGAUAACUCAAGAACACUUGAGCCUAGGAUCAUGAAAGUUGAUAGGGAGGUUGAUAAUGACCAGCAGAUGACCUCUAUUGAUUUUGAGGUCAGUAUGUUAAAGGUCAAGGUCACAGUGACCCUGCACAGUAAAACGGUUUCCGGAUGAUAACUCAAGAAAGCAUAGGCCUAGGGUCACAAAAGUUGAUAGGGAGGUUGAUCAUCACCAGCAGAUGACCCCUAUUGAUUUUGAGGUCAGUAUGUCAAAGGUCAAGGUCACAGUGACCAGGAACAGUAAAAUGGUUUCCAGGCAAUAACUCUAGAACACUUGGGCCUAGUUUCAGGAAAAUUGAUAGUUAGGUUGGCCAUGACCAGCAGAUGACCCCAAUUGAUUUUGAGGUCAUUAGGUCAAAGGUCAAGGUCACAUUGGCCAGGAACAGUUAAAACGGUUUCUGAUCUUCUUGUCCAAAACCAUAGGGCCUAGGGCUUUGAUAUUUGGUAUGUAGCAAAAUCUAGUGGUCCUCUACCAAGAUUGUUCAGAAUAUUUCCCUGGGUUCAAAUAUGGCCCCUGCCCGGGGGUCACAUGGUUUAUAUAGACUUAUAUAGGAAAAAACUUUGAAAAACCUCUUGUCCAAAACCACAGGGCCUAGGGCUUUGAUAUUUUGUAUAUGACAUCGUUUAGUGGCCCUGGGGGUCACAUGGUUUACAUAGACUUAUAUUGGAAAAAAGUUUGAAAAUCUUCUUGUCCAAACCACAAAGACUAUGGCUUUGAUAUUUUGUAAUGUAGCAUCAUUUAGUGGUUCUCUACCAAGUUUGUUCAAAUUAUCCCUCUAGGGUCAAAUAUGGUCCCGCCCCAGGGGUCAUAUGGUUCAUAUAGACUUAUAUAGGGAAAAACUUAGAACCUUCAUGUCCAUAAAUUGCAUCAUUCAAAUUUGGACCACAUGUAUAGUUUUGAGUGGCAAGAUGAACCUUGACAUGAGUUGACCUUGGUCUUGACCUAGUGACCUACUUUCACAUUUAUGUAGCUACAGCCUUCAAAUUUGGACCACAUGCAUAGGUUUAUGUACCGAAAAAAACAUUGAUUUUUACCUGUAACCUAUUUCUCUAGCUACAGCCUUCAGAUUUGAAGCACAUGCAUAUUUCUGUCUACCGAAAUGAACUUUGACCUUGAAAUUGAUCUAGUGACCUGUUUCACAUUUCUCAAGCCACAGCUUUCAAAUUUGGACCACAUGCACAUUGUAUUGUACCGAAAUGAAAUUUGACAUUGAUUUUGACCUUGAGCUGGUCUUGAAAUUUGAAACAUUCAAAAAUGGCUCAGUGGAUGGCGCCAAGAUCACUCUGUAAUCUCUUGUUAGGUUAAUAGGUUAAAGGUCAAGGUCAGAUUAAACCAGAAUGGUAGAACUUUUGUUUACAGUGAGCAUAUAAUUUCUGUUCCUUGUGCAAUUACUGAAUGCAUCAAGGGGGGCAUUUCGUGUUCGACGAGCUCUUGUUAAUUUAGCAACUCCGCCCUCACUUUGCCUGUAACCACGUUUGCUUGAAUUUUUAAUAAAACAUGAAAAACUGUU
Messenger RNA from Mercenaria mercenaria, 7977 nucleotides. RefSeq names its product glutamine-dependent NAD(+) synthetase-like. Gene Ontology annotation, molecular function: NAD+ synthase (glutamine-hydrolyzing) activity; ATP binding; glutaminase activity. Gene Ontology annotation, cellular component: cytoplasm. The coding region runs from base 63 to 2537 and encodes 824 amino acids. Gene Ontology annotation, biological process: NAD+ biosynthetic process. The record is from RefSeq and is a predicted model, not a curated record. NCBI's taxonomy places the organism in Eukaryota, Metazoa, Mollusca, Bivalvia, Venerida, Veneridae. The transcript is spliced from 20 exons.